CGUUUGCAAGGCUGGUGACGUUUAAGGGAGCCCCAAAAGCCUUUAUAAAGUGGAAACAUUUGGAGGAAGAGUCACAGAACGCCUUUGGGUGUCGAAAAGGAACACAAGUACGGAUUAACUGAUUAACAUGAAGACUUUUUUGGUUUUAGCCAUCCUGUCGCUGGGACAAGCCGUCGAGUUGACCCAGACUACGGAAACCGCAACUACAACCACAACGGGGAAACCCCAGCAAACGGAGCUCCCCGUUCACAUCCAGAACCUGAUAACCAGCCACAUCAAUCAUGUACUCCAGCACAUAAAGAACAAACCUCAGGUUUCGAACACAUUGAGUGGACCGGUGGAUUGGCACGGGAGUGGGAGUGGGAGCGACGCGCCAGUGGUCAAGCCCCAUCCAGAUCUCCUUCCACCACUGGCACACUCUGGUGAUGUCCUUGCCCCUCCCCUUGCCGACGUCCCAGCGGCUGCACCUGCGUUGCAAUCUGGCAUACAGUCGGUGCAAGCUGGCAAUCCACCGGUGAAGGUGUCCCAUCACCAGGCCACCGGUACCCUGAUCCACCACGGAAGGCCGUUGGUGCAGAAUAAGGUGGUGAUGCCGCCCGUGGAGCAUGUGGUGCUCUCGCUUCCUGGUCAAGAACCCAUCAACGUGGCCGAAAAGCUGCAAAAACUGCAACAGCAUGUGACCAAGGUGAUGCAACAGGCCGAGAAACACAUUCCAUUAGCAGUGAACCAGGCCAUUAAACAAAAGAAAGAACAGGAAGCUCAAAGAGAAAAGGAGCAGCUCCAGAAGGAUAAAGAAACCAAUAAGGUUGAUGACAAAGACAAGGAUGUUAAAGAGGAUCAGGAGGAUCCUGAACCAUCCGAAACAACACCUCAACCAAAUUCAUCGAAGGCAGGUCGCUCGCUGGUUAUUCCCGACAAAGUGUCCAAUAUAGUCAACCAGGUUCACGCCCACAUUCCCCAACUGAUUGCCCAGCAUCGCGAGGAAAUGAAACUGGGAAAAUGCAAUUUCCAGUGUCCCAAAGCUUCACUGUCCAUUUGUGCCAGCAACGGCAAAUGUGUGGUCAAUUUUCCAGGCCAAUGUGAGCUGAGUCAGUGGAACUGCUUCAACACCAAGAAUGUUUUCCACCAAGUGCACGAUGCCGAAUGCCAAAAUACCAUUACUUGCUAUAAAAGGGAUAUGAUGUAAGCUGUUCCUCUGGGAUGUGAUUCAACUACACAAACGAAUUUACACUAUAUUCCAUCGAAAAUAUUUAAACCUUUUAAAAUAAUUCCAAAUUUAUAAUAGCUGCAAAAUAUAAAGUAGAUAUUAAAACAGUGAA
Messenger RNA from Drosophila simulans, 1319 nucleotides. RefSeq lists its product as uncharacterized. Lineage: Eukaryota; Metazoa; Arthropoda; Insecta; Diptera; Drosophilidae. Gene Ontology annotation, molecular function: protein binding. The record is from RefSeq and is a predicted model, not a curated record. The transcript is spliced from 3 exons. The coding region runs from base 128 to 1186 and encodes 352 amino acids.